Messenger RNA from Olea europaea var. sylvestris, 3098 nucleotides. Its product is annotated as alpha-L-fucosidase 2-like. The record is from RefSeq and is a predicted model, not a curated record. Lineage: Eukaryota; Viridiplantae; Streptophyta; Magnoliopsida; Lamiales; Oleaceae. The transcript has 10 exons. Gene Ontology annotation, biological process: carbohydrate metabolic process. Gene Ontology annotation, molecular function: alpha-L-fucosidase activity. Bases 394 to 2973 code for a protein of 859 amino acids.
AGAAAAUUCAAGAUUCAUUCAUCAAUACCAUUCCCACAGGACAUCACAUGCGAAAAAUUUACAAUGGCCAGAACUGUAGAUCACGAAAUCAGACAUAAAAUAUUUGGACAACCUAAAUAAAGCAUGUUAAAUGUAAUAAAAGCCGCUGUUUUCUGAGAAAAAGGGGUAUUUCCAGAGUAGAUUUUAGAGAGGUCCCAUCUGAUCCGCUUGCAUUCAUUGCAAUGGCUCACAUUUCUUUGUGUCCACCACACCAGCCGCUCUUUUUCUCAAGGAUUGUUGUUAAGUACUUACAUUAUCCCAUUCUUUCUGUUCAUAAAGAGAGAAGAUUCAUCAAAAAGAUUGCAUCUUUGGCUUAAAAAUAAGAUUUUAAGUGUAGUUUUGUAAGUAGUUUUAAUGAUACUGAAAAGAAUUGAUGUCUUUUUCUCCUUAUUUGUUGUUGUGCAUUUGGGAUUUUUGUUCGGAUUUUUUAAUGGGGUUGCAGUGGGAGAUAGGGAAUGGGUGAAAAAACCCUUUACAGAUAGGGACGUGUGGAGCCCAAGAUUAGAGAGAGCUCAGAAUUCGAGGCCUCUUGAGGUUAGGUUUAAUGAACCAGCAAAUCACUGGACUGAUGCUUUACCCAUCGGCAAUGGCCGCCUUGGCGCUAUGGUUUGGGGUGGUGUUGCCAAUGAAACUCUCAAUCUCAAUGAGGACACACUUUGGACCGGAAUUCCUGGUAAUUAUACAAACCUUGGUGUUCCACCCAUACUAUCUGAGGUCAGGAAACUUGUUGAUGAAGGACAAUAUUCAGCAGCUACCACAGCAGCGCUCAAAUUGUCGGGGGAACCAUCUAAUGUUUACCAGCUCCUGGGUGAUAUGAAGCUAGAGUUUGAUGAUUCUAAUGCCACAUAUGAUGAAGGAACUUAUAAGAGAGUGCUGGAUUUAGACACUGCAACAGUAAAAGUUGAGUAUUCUUCUAACGGAGUAGAAUAUGUGAGGGAAUAUUUUGCCUCGAAUCCAGAUCAAGUGAUUGCGAUAAAGAUUUCUGGAAAUAAACCGGCACAUCUAAAUUUUACUGUAUAUUUACACAGCAAAUUGCAUCAUCAUUCUUAUGUAAAUGACAAAAAUCAAAUUACUAUGGAUGGAAGUUGUUCGGGCAGAAGGAAUACACCAUAUAAUGAAAGCAGCAAUCCUCCAGGAGUUCAAUAUUCAGCAGUUCUGGAUUUGCAGAUUAGUGAUGGUGCAGGAGCAGUGCGUGUUCUUGAUGGCCAAAAGCUUCGGGUCGAGGGUUGCAACUCGGCAAUUAUACUUCUUGUUGCAUCAUCAUCAUUUGAUGGGCCUUUUACCAAACCUGUGGAUUCAAAAAGGGAUCCAAAAUCUUCUUCAAUAAGUAAAAUGGAUUCAGUUAAAAGAUUUUCAUAUGCUGAUCUUUAUGCACGUCACGUUGAUGACUACCAAUCACUUUUCCAUCGCGUCUCACUGCACCUUUCAAAGAGCUCCAAGAACAUUAGCGUAAAUCCUUUAAGCGAAAACACAGAUGAGACCAUUUCCACUGCACAGAGAGUCAAGUCUUUUAAAACCAAUGAAGACCCCUCUUUGGUUGAGCUUCUGUUCCAGUAUGGUCGAUAUCUGCUAAUUGCUUGUUCACGUCCUGGGACUCAGGUGGCAAAUCUACAGGGGAUCUGGAACAAGGACAUACAGCCACCAUGGGAUGGUGCUCAACACUUAAAUAUCAAUCUUCAAAUGAACUAUUGGCCUUCUCUCUCUUGCAAUCUUAAUGAAUGCCAAGAGCCUUUAUUUGACUAUAUCUCGUCUCUAUCAAUUAAUGGAAAGGGAACUGCAGCGGUGAACUAUAAUGCAAGCGGUUGGGUUGCACAUCAGGUGUCUGAUAUAUGGGCAAAAACUUCCCCGGAUAGUGGUCAGGCCGUAUGGGCUUUAUGGCAGAUGGGUGGAGCAUGGCUCUGUACACAUUUAUGGGAGCAUUACACCUAUACAAUGGACCAGGAUUUUCUAAGAAAUAAAGCAUAUUCCUUGAUGGAAAGCUGUGCUUCAUUUCUGUUGGACUGGUUGAUAGAAGGCCGCGAAGGACUCCUCGAAACGAAUCCCUCAACCUCCCCAGAGCAUAUUUUUACUGCUCCUGAUGGUAAGCCUGCGAGCGUGAGCUACUCAUCGACCAUGGACAUGGCUAUCAUUAAUGAAGUUUUCUCUUCCAUUGUUUAUGCUGCUGAGAUUUUAGGGAAACAUGAAGAAGCUCUAAUUGCAAGAGUUCGCCAAGCUCAACCACGUCUUUAUCCAACCAAAAUAGCAAGGGAUGGUUCCAUCAUGGAGUGGGCACAAGACUUUCAGGAUCCGGAUGUGCAUCAUAGGCAUUUAUCGCACCUAUUUGGCCUGUUCCCGGGGCACACAAUUACUCUCGAAAAAACUCCUGAUCUAUGUAAAGCUGCAAACUAUACACUAUAUAAAAGAGGAGAAGACGGUCCUGGGUGGUCGACUGUGUGGAAAGCUGCAUUGAGGGCACGUCUUGGUGAUAGCAUUAAUGCAUAUCAGAUGAUCAAGCAUCUGUUCGACUUGGUGGACCCUAAUCAUGAAGGUGAUUUUGAAGGAGGGCUUUAUAGUAACCUAUUCACCGCACAUCCCCCUUUCCAGAUUGAUGCAAAUUUUGGAUUUUCUGCAGCAGUUGCAGAAAUGCUAGUUCAGAGCACGGUGAAAGACAUGUACCUGCUCCCUGCUCUUCCGCAGGAUAAAUGGGCAAAUGGGUGCGUUAAGGGCUUGAAAGCACGGGGCGGCGUUACAGUUAGCAUGUGCUGGAUUGAAGGAGAACUUGAUGAAGUUGGGGUUUGGUCAAAAAAUCAAAAUACGGUUAAGAGUUUACAUUAUAGAGGAAUUACUGCUACAGCAAAAAUAUCAGCUGCCACAGUUUACACUUUUGAUAAGCAGUUAAAAUGUGUGAAGACUCAGCCUCUGUAUUGGUUUGAUGGCAUUUUCCUCAGAAAAUAGAUUCACAAAUAAGUUCAAAGAGGACAAGAUGUCCAAAAUCUACAAGGAACACUUCCUGUUACAAUAAUUAUGUAUUUUAUGAGUAUUUUGUGUCCAAUAUUAUUAUUUACCACAAUUUUAUCUGA